GUCACCUGCCCGCGUCCAGGAGGGGCGUUUCUCCGACUUGGUUUUCACAGAUGCCGCCCGGCCCGGGAUUUCUUGGCAGGAUCCAAGUGACAAGCCCUCAGAGCAGGAACCUGGGGCGAGAAGAGAAGGAGCCGGUGUUAAGGAAGCCUGGACAGACACCCUCGCUCUGAUCCCUGCACUCCUCCGUCGGGCGUGUGCGGUGAUCGCUGUGCGGGGACGCGGGCGCGCAGGGUGCGCAGGCUCUGGCUGGGUGCUAGAGGGAAGUCGGUAUGGCUGGGCAGCGCUCACGGCUUCUGCUCUGCCUGCUGUCCUGGCUGCCGUUCCUGGAAGGCGCCAAAAUCCUGACGCUGUCCUUGUUCGGGGGGAGCCAUUAUUUCCUGAUGGACCGUGUCUCUCAGACUCUUCAAGAUCAUGGGCAUGAUGUGACCUUCCUUCAACCUAGUGGACUGGCUUUCGUAUCAGGUUUUAAAGUGGAGAAAAAAUACCAAGUUGUCCAUUGGUUUCCUCCUGAAGACUAUACUCAGGAAUACAAGAAAGAUGUUGAUUUCUUUUUAAAUGAAGGUUUGCAGGGAAGAAACUUGCUCACAAACUUGCUGAAGUUCAUGAAGCUGCAUGCGACGCAGUGCAGUCAUUUGUUGAGAAGAACAGAUAUCAUGGGCCCCUUGAAAAACGCGAGUUUCGACCUGGUGGUGGUUGACGGCUCCGACAACGGUGCUUUCCUGGUUGCCGAGAAACUUGGAAGCCCUUGGGUGGCCAUGCUUCCUGUCACGUUCGGGAGCGUGAGUUUUGGGCUGCCCGAGCCUGUGUCUUACGUCCCGGUGUUCUCCUCCCUCCUGACGGACCGCAUGGAUUUCUGGGGCCGAGUGAGGAACUGUCUGAUGUUCCUCGUUUCUGCCUGGGUGGAAUGGACUAUCAGCGCCCAGUUCGAUGACGUGAUAAGAGAACAUUUUCCGGAAGACUCUAGGCCAGAGUUAUUUCAUCUCCGACAAAAAGCAGAACUGUGGUUUGUUAAUUCUGACUUUGCCUUUGAGUUUGCCCGGCCCCUGCUUCCUAACACGGUUUAUAUUGGAGGUUUAACGGACAGACCUGUUGAACCAAUACCCCCAGAAUUUGAGAAGUUCAUUGCCAGCUUCGGAGAUGCGGGUUUUGUCCUUGUAGCCCUGGGCUCCUUGGUGAGCAAGUUUCCGUCCCGGGUGCUCAAGGAGAUGAACAGUGCAUUUGGACAGCUGCCUCAAGGGGUGAUAUGGAAGUGCAGCCCUUCUCACUGGCCCAGAGACGUCAAACUGGCAGCAAAUGUGAAAAUCGUGGACUGGCUUCCUCAGAAUGACCUCCUGGCUCACCCAAGCAUCCGCCUGUUUGUCACACAUGGAGGGCUGAAUAGCGUGAUGGAAUCUAUCCAGCAUGGUGUGCCCAUGGUGGGGAUUCCUUUGCACUGGGACCAGCCUGGAAAUAUAGUUCGAGUGGAAGCCAAAAAUCUGGGUGUCUCCAUCCCGAUGGAACAGCUCACGGCAGAGACCCUGGUUCUUAAAAUGAAGCAAGUCAUCGAAGACAAGAGGUACAAGGCGGCAGCGGUGGCUGCCAGCAUCAUCAGGCGCUCCCACCCCCAGACCCCCGCCCAGCGGCUGGUGGGCUGGAUCGACCACGUCCUCCAGACGGGGGGAGCGGCGCACCUCAAACCCCACGCCUUCCAGCAGCCGUGGUAUGAGCAGUACCUGCUGGACGUCUUCUUGUUCCUGCUGGUGCUCACCCUGGGCACCAUGUGGCUCUGUUGGAAGCUGCUGGGCCUGGUGGCCGGGUGGCUGUGUGGGGCCAGGAAGCGGAAGACGGCCUGAUGCAUGGUGCCGACUUGGAGGGGGUGUUGGUGUGGGGGUCACCAUUUCUCAGGAGCCUCCCACCAGUUCUGGCGGCCCCUGUUCUCCACAUCACGUUCAUUUGCUAAUUUUGCUACAAAUUCCUGCUCACUGGCUUCUUCCUAGGCUGGAAGUUCCUUACUCAGCACUGUUGCCUUCUUUGCUUGGCAGUCGGCAGGGCUCGGUCUUUGAGUCUGUUGCUGGGAAGUUUGGACCCGUGACCCCUGAAGCCCAUUCUCUUCAUCACGCCCCUGCCUGAGGCACCGAUACUGCUCCGUUUCAUUGUCCAGGUCCAGUGUCUUCUCCGAGUCUCUCCUUCCUUCCUGCCUCCACUUGCCACAGAAUAACACCCAAGACAGGCACUUGGCUCAGUCUUUUGUUUUCUAUUUACUUCUCUUGCAAACUGUCAAAGCUCAAGAAGCCUGUGCCUGUGCCCUCGGGUCCUGAUGCACAGCUUUGCAGGGUCCAUGUCUGGCUCCUGUCUUGGUGCCCCCCGCAUGCAGAGCUCUCUCGAGUCUCUGAGGACCAGCUGGGAGACUGUGGGGCGGUCAUGGCCAGGACAGGCCCUGGUCCACUUUCCAUCACUGUGCACUGUCUUCUGAAUUCUUCCAUUAAAAAAAAUAAAGUCAUGAAAAAGAA
This is a messenger RNA of Artibeus jamaicensis (Jamaican fruit-eating bat), 2489 nucleotides long. RefSeq names its product UDP-glucuronosyltransferase 3A1-like. The transcript is spliced from 7 exons. The record is from RefSeq and is a predicted model, not a curated record. Lineage: Eukaryota; Metazoa; Chordata; Mammalia; Chiroptera; Phyllostomidae. Gene Ontology annotation, molecular function: UDP-glycosyltransferase activity. The coding region runs from base 270 to 1832 and encodes 520 amino acids.